ACAAAUAGAGAAGAAGAAAAACACUUCUUAAUUCUAAUCAAAAUCCCUAAAUCUCUUCAUUUUCACCCAACCAUGGCUGCUGCCUCAUCUCUGCAAUCUCGCACAUCCUCUCUGAAAUCCUCCUCCCAUUCCAUCUACAACAAUGGAAUCAGUAGACUUAUCCUAGACACACCACCGUCAACCCUUAAACUGCACCACCACACUCAAUCAUCCCUAUCAAUCAAAGCAUUUUCAUCACCAUCUCCAACUCCAAUCCUAACUCAAGAUGACUUCAAAAAAAUAGCAGCAGAUAAAGCUGUUGAAUAUGUACGCAGCGGAAUGGUUCUUGGUCUUGGUACUGGAUCUACAGCUGCUUUUGUUGUAUCAAAAAUUGGUGAAUUGCUUAAAUCUGGUGAACUUGAAGACAUAGUUGGUAUACCUACUUCAAAAAGAACCUAUGAACAAGCGUUGUCUCUAGGUAUUCCAUUAUCUGUUCUUGAUGAUCGUCCAGUUCUUGAUUUGUCUAUUGAUGGUGCUGAUGAAGUUGAUCCAGAUCUGAAUCUAGUUAAAGGGCGAGGUGGUGCGUUAUUAAGAGAGAAAAUGGUUGAAGCAGCUUCUGAGAAAUUUGUUGUUGUGGUUGAUGAUACUAAAUUAGUUGAUGGUCUUGGUGGUAGUGGAUUAGCUGUGCCUGUUGAAGUUGUGCAAUUUUGUUGGAAAUAUAAUUUGGUUAAGUUACAGGAAUUGUUUAAUGGAGAGGGCUGUGAAGCUAAAUUGAGAAUUGAUGGGGAUGGGAAGCCUUAUGUUACUGAUAAUGCUAAUUUUAUUGUUGAUUUGUAUUUUAAGACACCAAUUAGAGAUGGAUUAGCAGCUGGUAAAGAGAUCUCGUCGUUCCAAGGUGUUGUUGAACAUGGAUUGUUUCUGGAUAUGGCUACUGCUGUUAUUAUUGCUGGCAAAGAAGGGAUUAGUGUUAAAAGCAAGUGAGAAUUUUCAAUGUUCAAUGGGUGUUUCAAGACUCUACCAGAGGUUCUCUGGGGGAGUUGAGAAAGAAGGUAGAGCUCAGAAGUAGAAGCUGUGGAGUUUGGUUCCUUAAGCUAUUUGGUUGACUGUUUGGAGGCAAAGUAGGAGGAGAACUUUUCAGGGCAAGUAUGGAACAACUGACAGACUUAUUGAUGAUGUAAAAUGCUUGCCAUAUAAUUGGUCUUUUAGUGCGAAAGUGUUUAAAACAUUUCCUUAGAAAUGGUUCUCAAAAAUUGGCAAACUGCAAUCUGUAAGUUGUAACCAGAUUGUUUAGUUCUCUCUUUGUAUCUCACUGCAGCCGUUUCACAGUCUUUGUGACGCGGUCUAUUUUUUUAAUAAACUUAGCCGUUUUGUGCGAAAAAAAAA
Messenger RNA from Papaver somniferum (opium poppy), 1362 nucleotides. RefSeq names its product probable ribose-5-phosphate isomerase 3, chloroplastic. Gene Ontology annotation, molecular function: ribose-5-phosphate isomerase activity. The transcript is spliced from 2 exons. Bases 73 to 960 code for a protein of 295 amino acids. The record is from RefSeq and is a predicted model, not a curated record. Gene Ontology annotation, biological process: pentose-phosphate shunt, non-oxidative branch. Lineage: Eukaryota; Viridiplantae; Streptophyta; Magnoliopsida; Ranunculales; Papaveraceae.